AUGAGUGGUGUGUGGGAUAGCGUGCCACCUUCUUCUCCUUCCCAAACUAGUACUACUACCACCACCACUGACGUUCCUCGACGGAAAACUCAAAAGGUGGAAAUACCCCGUGAAAAUCCUGAUAGUAAUCUGUGCAGUUAUUAUCUCGUCCGAAAACAGCGUUUUUGUCGAACGGUUCGGAGCCCCGGAUCAUCUUUUUGCCACACCCACAACAUUUAUUCCACUCCACCGCUCGCUCAUGAGGUUAGUAGACAGGACAUUAAGACGGCAGCCCUUACCACUAGUAAUGCUGCGACCCUAUCGGACGCCGAAAAGGACGUGGAUAAUUGUCAUAAUGGAAACAUACAACGUGUACCAUGUCCGAUAAACCCUAACCACACUGUGUAUCGGUCGAGGUUGGAAAAGCAUAUGCGAGUAUGCCCGGAUCUUCGUUUUGUGAACAGUGGGUUGCCGUACUUCCGCCAAAACUACCAUGCUAACCGCAGUUCACACCUUGCCGAUGCGAUAGAUGUACGUGACGAAGUUAAGGAAAGCGGCGAUCCUAUCAGUUCGGAGGCGAAGAUUCUGGAAAAACAAUCCAACAUAUUCUACACACACAAGAAUUUAGCCCAAGAAGAGUUGAACUGUCUCAUUGACCGCGUUACGUCCUGUUACACCAAGUUCAUUAAGGAUCAGAUCGUCGUUUUGGGCGUGGAGAAUGAUGGCUCUGACACGGCAGAAAUACCUAAAAUGUGGGGGGAUAAUAUCAAACAAUCCAAGAAACAUGCGCCGCAACACCAGGGUCUCCUUCGCUGUUUGGGCGAGGCGGCGGCCAGGUCUCAUCAGGAGCAUCACUAUAGCCAAAACCAAGAGCCAGAUCGGGAGUCUUUUCGGUGUUUAGAUGGUUUUCUAGAGCUUGGUGCUGGCAAAGGCAGCCUUUCUGUCGCUUUGCAGCAAGUUCUUGUCAACUACAUAGAGUAUCAAGAGAACUCGAGUGGUGGGGGCAUGCACUGCGGAACGGCAUUGGAGCGUCAACUGCCCUUCCUACAGCACGUGUCGCUGCGCCCUGUGCUGGGGGUUGUGGAUAUGGAUGGCUUUCGGCGGAAGGGCGACGCACGAGUGAGUCACUCAAAGAUUCCACUCUGUCGGCUUCGUAUUAACCUGAAGGACAUGGAUCUCACCGAGGCUUUUGUUUCGAAGACCUUUAGCACAGCGCGUGUGUCGUCUGGGGACGCUUUAUGCUCUGAGAGAGGAGAAAGAAGUGGCAAAGACUUACAGGAAGAGGAAGGGAACGAUGCUUCCGGGUCUCUUUCUAUUCAGCGGGAAGUCAGCGACUGGGCCGUGCUGGGGAAGCAUUUGUGUGGGGCGUGCACUGACUUCGCCUUAUCGUGCAUCACCGAAGAGGAACUGGUUUCGCGCGCUCGCGUGAGGAUGUGGUUGGUGGUGCUUGCCACUUGUUGCCACCAUCGCUGUGAGCUGAAACACUUCAAUCCACUUGCGUGCGAUUCAACGGACGUGAGUUCUGCCCAGCCUUCCCCCGAGACGAUUCUGCGGCUGCCCGGGACCGACUUUACCAUAACAGCGAAGCAGUUUGCCUGCCUGGCGAGUAUGUCUUCCUGGGCGGUAUCUGGUGCCUUCGUUGAGGAGUCCCGUCGGGAAGUCGGUUACUACUGCAAGCGUAUUCUCGAUAGCUUUCGGGUAAGCUAUCUUCGGCAGCACGGCUACACAGCCUGGCUAUGCCAAUACACGGAGCGCGAGGUGACGGAGGAAAAUGUCUGUAUUGUGGCUUAUAAAGAUGACUAA
Molecule: messenger RNA, 1782 nt
Organism: Phytomonas sp. EM1
Lineage: Eukaryota; Euglenozoa; Kinetoplastea; Trypanosomatida; Trypanosomatidae
Source: the annotation of a GenBank genome assembly